AUGAUCGGCAAACUUGAAGCGUACCAUUAUAUCCCACGACUGGUGGAAGAUAUCCUUCACAAAGAUACCCGCAGCUGGUCAGGAAACCGUUCCGUCUACGUGCCCCAGAGCAAGCCCAUUUCCAACCUAUCCUGGGCGAUGCAAAUGGUGGCAGCAUUUCAGCUGGUAGCCUCCAGUUGGACCUACGCUCGAUCGCUCAAAGAUGCGAGCGGCACUGGGCCAACAGACGACGACAGCGCCCGUACAGUGCUCCUCGGCACCGGUACGAACGACGUUACAGGCGAACUCGAAACCCUGCUUCCCGCAGCGCACUAUAGUCGUAAGCUAAAAACCACGUCUCAUUACAAAGUCCAGUUCCGGCACUUGACGAAGAACUAUGAACGAAAGGAUUUGUAUCCCAUGCGGCAAACCGACGACAACGACGAGUACGGCAAUACAGGCUUUCUCUAUGGUAGCAGACGUGACUCAUCGAACCUACUAGUGGCCUUCGUUGAUGCCAAUAAUUUGCGGGCAAAGGAUGAUUCUAGUACACCAGCUAAAGGCCCAGAUGCCACGACAGCUGCUCUGAUCACGGCUGAGGCCAUAAAGCGUCAAUUUAUGGCUCACCAACAACUCGACGCAGCAAUUGAAGCAGCAUGCAAUCCAGAUCCAAAUCGCAGCGUCGAGCUUGCCGAUGGCCCUUUUGUCGCAGUCAACCUCUUUGAUCAAAAGGGAACACACCUAGGGUGGUUGGGGCCCAAUGGACAGGUUGUCAAAUCGAAAACGAUGGGCCACUCGGUAUUUUCCAGCUCGAAUACACGCCAGAAACCCCAGACGAAGCUGGCAGGAGAGCACCCGGAAGACAUGAACUGA
Molecule: messenger RNA, 852 nt
Organism: Aspergillus lentulus
Lineage: Eukaryota; Fungi; Ascomycota; Eurotiomycetes; Eurotiales; Aspergillaceae
Source: RefSeq, a predicted model, not a curated record